UGUUUUUGCUACCAAACCAACAAGAACAUUUAAAUGUUUUUCAUUACGCUUAGUACUUAUUAUUAACAAACAGCCCUAUCGUAUCAAUUUAGUUAGCUAUUUAGGAAGGAAUUUAAAUUGUUUAUUUUAGUGAGUUAAUAAAUUGCACACGUUUAAGUAGACAAUAAUUGUUGUGUGGAACUUGUUAGUUCUUUAAUUAUUUAUCUCUAAAGUAUCUAUACUAAUUUAUAUGUAUGCAUUCUUGAAAACUUUAUUAAAUUACAAAGUGAACAUAGACAAGUAAUUACUCAAGUAUUUAAUCAGAUCUUAACAUCAACUUGGCAACACAACUGAUAAAGAAUUGGCCUUGUGCUUUCUUUCGGUUCAGUGAGUACUUACCUACCAACGAGUUUAGUAUUCCUGAGUCUUAGCUAGUAAAUUUAUGUGUAAACAUAUACCAUUAUAUCCUUUAAUUAACAAAUUGCAUUUAAGAAAAAUGAGCAUUGAUAUUGGAGGAAUGAGAAUCAAAUACAAAGAUAAAAAUGAUACAUUUUUGGAGAAACAUUUAGUUUCCAAGGAGCCUUUUGGACAAUUUAAAGCAUGGUUCGAGGAAGCUUGUUCAAGGAAAGAAAUUUUAGAGCCAAAUGCUAUGUGCUUGGCUACUGUAUCAAAGCUGGGUUUUCCUUCAGCAAGAUUUGUUUUAUUAAAAGGGUAUGGCAAAGAUGGCUAUAAGUUUUAUACUAACCAUGGAAGUAGGAAGGCUAAGGAAAUGAAGGAAAACCCCAAUGUAGCUGCAACAUUUUACUGGGAAGUUCUUAAUAGAUCAGUAAGAAUUGAGGGUUAUGUGGAAAGGCUGUCUGAAGAGGAUUCAACAACAUAUUUUCAUUCACGUCCAGUCCCUAGCCAGAUAGCUGCUUGUGCUAGCUAUCAGAGUACUCCAAUUGAAUCCAGGGAUGUACUUUGUGAACGGGAGAAAAAGCUAGAAGCUGAAUACAUGAUCCCUGAAAAGGAAAUCCCUAAACCAGACUUUUGGGGUGGAUACAUAAUUCGACCUGUGUCUGUAGAAUUUUGGCAGGGUCAACGUGAUCGACUCCAUGAUAGGAUUAAAUUCAGAAAAUUAAAAGAAGGAGAAGUGCCAGAUGAGAAACUCUUACAUAAAGGGGAAGAUGGCUGGGUUUAUGAGAGAUUGUCUCCAUAAUGAGGUGACUUGUGUUAUAUUUUAUCUAACUAUAGAAAACAGGUCUUCCAAGUAACAGUUGUUUGUAGUAAUAAAGUUUUAUUGUUGUGAUGUA
Molecule: messenger RNA, 1271 nt
Organism: Galleria mellonella (greater wax moth)
Lineage: Eukaryota; Metazoa; Arthropoda; Insecta; Lepidoptera; Pyralidae
Gene: Pnpo
Product: pyridoxine/pyridoxamine 5'-phosphate oxidase-like
Exons: 5
Coding region: 422-1177 (251 amino acids)
Biological process (GO): pyridoxal 5'-phosphate biosynthetic process; pyridoxine biosynthetic process
Molecular function (GO): FMN binding; pyridoxamine phosphate oxidase activity
Source: RefSeq, a predicted model, not a curated record